Molecule: messenger RNA, 1845 nt
Organism: Magnusiomyces paraingens
Lineage: Eukaryota; Fungi; Ascomycota; Dipodascomycetes; Dipodascales; Dipodascaceae
Exons: 2
Coding region: 1-1845 (614 amino acids)
Source: RefSeq, a predicted model, not a curated record
AUGCAGAAUAUGGCUUUAAGAAGAAUUGUUGGUGCUUAUCGCACAACUCCUAUUGCGGUACUACAAAAGGAAGCUGGUAUUAUGCCAUAUAGUAUUAGGCUAAAAUUUAUGGUGGCACGAAAAGCUAUUCGUUUACACCUAAAUAUUAGCAAAACUAAUCCUAUUAAUGGUCAUUUGUUAACAUUGAUUGAGAAAUCUCCAAUUGCAAAGCUAACCACGCUUUACAUGUUGGCGAAAGAUGAUAGAGACUAUAUGAUUAAAAAGGAUGAAAAACGAAAAUGCAAGAGGGUUGAACCUCUUACACUGAAACAACAACAAAAUCAGACGAUUGGAAUUUUGAAAAAACAAGCAAUGGAAGAAUGGCAAGAAAUGUAUUGGAACAGCAGUAAGGAUCUGUGGUAUCAUAAUAUCACAGUGGAGUCGAAAUGUACUGAUAAUCUUUCCAAAAUGGUUACGGGAGUGAUCAUGAAGAAAGAUAGUCGAAGGAUCUUGAGUAAUAUUACUCAGUUUCGCACAGGCCAUGGCAACUUUGGCGCAUGGUUUAAAAAGUUUGGAAUUGAAAAGGAUAGUUACAACUGUAAAUGUGGAGAGCUGGAAACAGUUCAUCACAUUUUAGUUGAGUGUCCUUUGCUUGAAGAGGAAAGAAAAGGACUGAAACGGAUAUCUCCAGAGAUGGACAUGUCGACUCUCUUAAACAGUUUAACUGGCUUACAAGAGAUUAGUAAAAACGGGGAUGAAGUUUUUACUUCGGUGAAGAGAUUGAAUAUUAAGAAUGCAGAUUGGGAAAAGUUUGACAAGGAGCUUUCUUCUGCCAUUAAAGAUUUUAAUGUGCAUAACAAAACUCUAAAAUCAACUGACCAAAUUGAUGACCAAGCUAAAGUUCUUGAGGAGGUUGUAAAAAGAGCAAUGGCAAAGUCGAUGAAGGAAGUUAAGGUGAUGAAAAAGUCCAAACGCUAUUGGAAUCAAGAAUUAAGGGAGAAGUUAGAAAAAGCGCUAGAAGCUAAAAGGGAAGCCCGUCAAAGACAACCUUCUUUGGCUUUGAAACGACAAAAAAUUGAAGAGGCGAAAAAAGCUAGAAAAAUUUUUGACCACAGUUUGCGUGAGGCAAGUACUGAGCAAUGGAAUAAAUAUUUGUCUAGUUUAGAAGGAAAUGACAUUUGGAAGAUUUUGAAGUAUAUUAAUCCAAAAAGCAAUGAUACCAUUAUACCACAAAUUAGAAAAGAAGAUGGAACUCUCACUACUACUGUUGACGAAAAAAGACAUGAAAUAUGGAAGGCACUUCUACCUGAAAUUGAUCAUGGUCUUGAUAGAGAGUUUGAAAUUGAUAACGAUUCUCGAUGGCCAAAAUUAGAGUUUGAUGAAGUUGACUCUGCAUUGGCUGAUACCCCAAAUGAUAAAGCUCCAGGAGACGAUGGAAUUACUGGCAAAGUUUUAAAGAUGGCAUGGCUAAAUAAAGACUUUAAGGAAAGGUUUUUCAAGCUUCUCCAAGCUUGUGUAAAGUUUGGAUACCACCCAAAAGUCUGGAGACAUGGCAUUAUUGUUGUUAUACCUAAACCUAAGAAACCUGACUAUUCAAAGCCAAGAGCAUACCGACCAAUUUCCUUACUUAAGAUUCCAUCUAAAGUACUGGAAAAAUUAUACAAAAAGAAUGACCAAACUUACAACACACUUACUUCCACCAGAGCAAUAUGGGGAAGACAAGGUUAUUGUGCUACUGAUGCUGUUUUGGAACUUGUCCAAAGAAUUGAAACUAGUAAAGAAAAAUUUCAGCUAUGCUCAUUGAUAUUCAAGGAGCUUUUGAUAAUGUUAACAGAAAUAUAUUGGCACACACAAUGGAGGAUAUGA